CGAGCGGGGAUACGGCCGGUGUUGGUGGCGCGCGGCCGGGCGGGACUGGCCGGCGUUGGUUGAGGCAUGCCGGAGCGCGGCGGGGGCACUUUUCGGAAACUCCGGGGCGCGGAGAAACAUGGCACUCCCUACGCUGCCCUCCUACUGGUGCAGCCGGAGGCUCCUGGAUCAGCAGAUGGCCCGACAGCGACACCAAGAGCAGGAGGCCCGGCUUCGGCAGCAGUGGGACCAGAACAGCCGCUACUUCAGGAUGUCUGAUAUCUGUAGCUCCAAACAGGCGGAAUGGAGCUCCAAGACCUCCUACCAGCAGAGCAUGCAUGCCUAUCAGCGGGAGAAGAUGAAGGAGGAGACGAGGAAGCAGCUGGAAGGCAGACGGGACAGACUCAGGCAGCUGCUGCUGGAGGAGCAGGACCUCCUGGCCAGAGAGCUGGAGGCGUCGCGGCUAAGCGUGGACAUGCAGGAGGGAAGGAUCCGGGAGCGGUGCGGCAAUCUGAAGUUGGCCCGAGAAGAGCAAAGGAAACUGAUUGCUGAACAACUUUUAUAUGAACACUGGAAAAAGAACAACCCCAGACUUCGAGAGAUUGAAUCAGCCCUUCACAAGGAGCAUGUGAUAAACUCUUGGAAAAUGCAGAAAGAAGAAAAAAAACAGCAAGAAGCCACCAGAGAGGAAGAGAACAAACGGUAUGAAAAUGAGCAUGAACGGGCCCGAAGGGAAGCGCUGGAGCGGAUGAAAGCAGAAGAGGAAAGGAGGCAGCUGGAGGGCAAGCUCCAGGCUGAGGCGCUGCUGCAGCAGAUGGAGGAGCUGAAGCUGAAGGAGAAGGAGGCCACCAAACUGAAGAAGGAGCAGGAGAAUCUGCUAAAGCAGCGGUGGGAGCUGGAGAGGCUGGAGGAAGGGAGGAAGCAGAUGGCAGCCUUCCGGCAGAAGGCAGAGCUGGGACGCUUUUUGAGACAUCAGUAUAACGUGCAACUCAAUAGGCGUACCCAGCAGAUCCAAGAGGAACUGGAGGCGGACAAGCGCAUCCUGCAGGCGCUCCUCGAGAGGGAGGACGAGAACCAGCGCAUGCAAUUGGCCAAGAGGGCGCAGGCCGUGGCCGACGCGGCGUGGAUGAAGCAGGUCAUCGAGGAGCAGCUGCAGCUGGAGAGGGAGCGGGAGGCAGAGCUGCAGCUGCUGUUGAGGGAGGAGGCCAAGGAGAUGUGGGAAAAGAGAGAGGCAGAGUGGGCCCGGGAGAGGAGCGCCCGAGACAGACUGAUGAGUGAGGUUCUGACAGGGAGACAACAACAAAUACAAGAAAAGCUUGAACAAAACCGACGGGCACAAGAGGAGUCCCUGAGACACAGGGAGCAACUUAUUCAGAACCUUGAGGAAGCCAGAGAGUCAGCUCGUCGUGAGAAAGAGGAGAGUGAAGAACUGAAAUCAGCCAGGAAACAGGAGCUGGAGGCCCAGGUUGCAGAGCACCAGCUGCAGGCAUGGGAAGAGGACCAGCAGCAGGAGGAGGAAGAAGAGGCGGCGAGGCAGGCAGAGCGGCUCACCGACACCCUGCUACAGCAGGAGGCGAAGACGAUGGCCAAGCGGGGCUACCAGCCCAAGCCCUACGGACAUCCCAGAAUUGCUUGGAACUGACUUUGUUGGGAACGUAAGCACAGAGAGCAGGGACGCUGAGGCCUGUGAUACGCAGGUGCCAGACAGUUGUACCGUGUUCUGUUCGAGUGUUCGGGUCACUGCGGAACAGUUCAGUGAGCCUGUUCGGGUCCACAGUUACCCAGAGCAAGGGCCUCACCGGACUAAGGGGUUGUGGAGAGGCAGCACCCAGCAGGAGGCCCUUUCCUGCCUUUCGUAUCCAAGGAUGGGGCUCUUAGAGUCACACACUGACAAUACUGUCACGCAGUCCCUAGACUUAGAAAGUCAGACUCUGCAACCGCGCUAGGAGCUGUGGGGUGGGUCCCGUGACAGGAUAUAUGGUUUCCUGUUGCCUCAAGCUAAUUGUCCACCGCCAGUGAAGACUCCCACUGGAGAGAUGAGGGAAGUUUCUCAGUUCUUAAACUUGCUAUUUAAAUUUCAUUAUUUGGUUGCGAGCAAACUCGUAAGUCUUCGUGCAGUUUAUUUCAGGGUUUAUUAAUUUAGCGAUCCCAGAAGGAUCACAUCUUGUUUUCUGGAAGAAAAAAAGCUAUGAACUCUGAGACAGUCUGAUGUGCUCCACAGAUGCUUUCUGGAAAGGUAGCAAGAAGUGGGUGUUUCCUCCUUCAGGAAACAUUUGGUAGAACUUCCACAGAGUGCCCUGUGUGGGCUGAUCCCAACAUGUAUGUGACUGAGCCCCAGAAGGGAGCCUCAAAAGGCCACCUGGGUGGCUAACCUUUGGGCAUAACACUUUGGACCUCUUGUGUCUUGGGAAGGUCUUGGCAAUAUGCAGCCUUGUGGGAUGUGUGUGUGCAGAGGAAGGGGCACUGAACCUGAAGGAAGUAGAUCACACUCAACCAGACUGACCAGAACUGCCUCUUCCCACUGUUCUAUCAACAUGACACAGUUCUAGAGUAAUCUCGGCAUGGAGUACAAGUUCCCUGCAGCAAUAAUCAUAUUUUUAUGACUUGUUUUUUUUUUUUUUUUUUUUCAGAUUCUUCCUCUGAGGUUUCAGUUUUCAUUAUAUUGUAUUUAAGAUUGCCUGUCUCAGUAAAUUACAGCCAAUUAUAGGGCUAUGUGCCAGGUUAUUAAAAACCUGAGUUUAUUAAAAAAAAUCCUGAGUGUAAGGGCUGCAUUGCCUUCCCCAUGCAUUGUGCUAUAAAAACAAAUGGAGCAGCAAACUGCAUCCUUAAUAUGUUUUUCGUUUUCUUGUCUUGAAUUUCUUUGGCUAUGAUCCCCUGAGCACCACUUUCAUUAUGCUUGCUUGUAUUUGCUUCCCGUUUGAGACGUUCAUUUAUUGUGAAAUAAAGUUCUGGU
Molecule: messenger RNA, 2932 nt
Organism: Neomonachus schauinslandi (Hawaiian monk seal)
Lineage: Eukaryota; Metazoa; Chordata; Mammalia; Carnivora; Phocidae
Gene: TCHP
Product: trichoplein keratin filament binding
Exons: 13
Coding region: 119-1621 (500 amino acids)
Biological process (GO): apoptotic process
Cellular component (GO): keratin filament
Source: RefSeq, a predicted model, not a curated record